AUGAGUGAGUCUGCGGUAGCAAUAAUGGCUGCUCGCAAGUCCUUGCGUGACGGCCCGUACUUCACAGGAAACACACCACACAAGGGGGUGACUUUUCGUGAAGACGACAGAAAAGUUCGCUCAACCGUGAAGCGGUUCACGGAUCGAUACACCAAAUUCAGGACUGUUGGCAUCACAUCCGAGCAAUAUCAAGCGCCCUACUGGCUUCCCACGGAACUCAAGGAAUUCAUUGGCCUCGACGCGACUAGAAAGUCCAACGGGCAGGCCAAGAAGACUGGUCUGGAGCUGAGUGAUAUACGGUUAAUGCAAGACGAAGAACAGAAACCAAAGGAUGAUGAGAACGGCGAAGGAAACGAGGAUGACGAAAGCGCACCCGAAGAGCUGGAAGACGAGUUCGAAGAGUUUGAAGAUGACGACUAUAAUGCUGAAAAGUACUUUGAUGAUGGUGAUGGCGAUGGAAUGGGCGACGACGACGAUGGAGAAGCUGCAUAUUAA
This is a messenger RNA of Wickerhamiella sorbophila, 495 nucleotides long. RefSeq lists its product as hypothetical. NCBI's taxonomy places the organism in Eukaryota, Fungi, Ascomycota, Dipodascomycetes, Dipodascales, Trichomonascaceae. The record is from RefSeq and is a predicted model, not a curated record. Bases 1 to 495 code for a protein of 164 amino acids. Gene Ontology annotation, cellular component: RNA polymerase III complex. Gene Ontology annotation, biological process: transcription by RNA polymerase III. The transcript has a single exon.